AUGAGCAAUACAUAAAAUAUGAAGAACUAUAGCACGUUGUCAGAGUAUAGAAAUGCAAAUAGCAAUCUUAAUCUGACUAAGAAUUAUUAAGACGAUAAAAAUUUAAGAAGUUCGAAGGUAGAUGGUUCAUAAGUGAGUUCAAUUUAAAAUUUAGAUAUGAAUAACAAUAAUAAUAUGAUAUCUGAAAAUACCAUCAAAAACAAAAGAAGAUUUAAAUUAGAAGAGUAAAAGGAGCUUAGAAUAUAGGAGUUUUUAGCUGCAAGAAGAAAAGAAUAUGAAAAAUAUAUUGCUUUAGAUUUUGAUUACAGGAUAGUUGAUUAAGAACUUAGAAGAUUAGAGCCUGUAGAUUAUUCUGAUAUUGAUAAAGAUGAAGAGCGUAGAAGAAUGCGUGAGAAUAGAUUAAAUAUUAUUUAAGAUAGAUAGAGGCUAUUCUAAAAUUUGAGUAAGGAUUCUUUUGAUAUGAAUGGAGGACAAGAUGCUAAUUAUGUCCAGCAACUCAUUUAAUAAAUGAAAGUUUACAUUACGAUUUUGUAAGAUAAUUUCAUUUAAAGUGACGAAAGUUUCAAAGAAAUCCCUGCUUCAUAUAAAGAUGAUCAUUUUUUAUUAGGACCUCCAAAAUUUUGUGGCUCAGCUCUAAGAAAAAUAAAUGAUAAAUGUAUGAAUGAAGAAGUCUGGAUAGUUGUUAGAGGAUUCUACUUAUUUGUAUAUCCGAAUUAAGAAUCAAAAAGACCUAUUUGCAUGCUGAGAAUCCCAUUGAAUAAGAUAUGUUUGGAAGUAGCAAACGGAUUUGAUAUUAAAGAAAAUGGAUAUAAAUAGGCUUAGGAAUUUUAAUAUUUUUCUUUAACUGAAAGGGCAACACAAUAAAUACACUUCUAUCUAGGAAAGAAGUAGGAGGAUUUGAGACAUCUCAAAACUCCUCUUUAUGAGUUUUUAAAAAAAUAAAUUGCUAUUAAGGCUUAUUAUUUUUUAUGUGGAUAUUUAAAUUCAACACCAGACUAGAGCCUUAUUUCAUUUUUUGAUAACGACGAAUCAACAAUUUUAAAAAUUAACUUAGAUACGGAAAAACUUGAUAACACAUGCAAAGUUUAUCCUGUGCUGAAGCCGGUUUCAGAAGCAUUUUUUUACUAUACUUUGAUGAUAGCAUCAACUUCAAGGAAUUUGAUUGAGAUAGAUUUCUCUGAUUUGUGUCUCUGGUCUCAGUUCAUUACAUUCUUCUUUUCAGUGAUGAAAGACGAUGCUGUUAAUUGUUUUUUGAGAGUUUUAAAACUUGACAACAACGAUAUUACUGAUGAAGUUCUCCUUGCGAUGCUAGAUUAUUUUAAAAAGCCAUAAUCAUUUUUUGUGACACAUCUUUCUAUGAAUAGAAUUGAAGAUUUACAAUAGACAAGCUUUAUGUAUAUCGGUAGAAUAAUAAGCGAAAGACAUUAAGCAAUUAGAGAUUAUCAUUAAGGAUAGACAGAUUAUUAACUUCCUUUCUAAUAUUUGAGCUUGAACUAUAUUAAUAUGAAUGAUACUGGAUUAUCGAAUUUAGUAAUAAAUUUAGAAAAAGUCCAUAACGAUAACUCUAAAAGAGGAAUAUAUGACUAUGAUUAAUAUUUAGAACUUCACAUAGCACACAAUGAACUUAGCUAAACAAGUCUUAGAAGCUUAGGUAAUCUUUUAGAAGCCUUCUAAGGAAUAAAUGUACUUAAUAUAAGUGAAAAUAUAAAAAUUGAAAGUGUUUCAUAGGAAUACUUCUUUAACUGCUUAAAAAGCAACUAUUCUCUCACAACACUUAAUAUUUCAAGAAUUGAAAUUAAUUCAGAAUCUUUUAAGAGUUUACUUUCCCUUUUAGAAGAAAAUUUCACUCUUUAAACAAUUUAAAUUACCCUUACAGAAACAAUGGUUUUUGAAUUAUCAAAAACAAAAAAUAUGAAUCUCCUUAAAUAUUUCAUGAUAAGCUAUAAUCCAUAACAAGUAUUUGAAAAUAUCUGA
Messenger RNA from Tetrahymena thermophila SB210, 1974 nucleotides. RefSeq lists its product as hypothetical. The record is from RefSeq and is a predicted model, not a curated record. The transcript is spliced from 4 exons. NCBI's taxonomy places the organism in Eukaryota, Ciliophora, Oligohymenophorea, Hymenostomatida, Tetrahymenidae.